CUUACCUGCUGGAAAUACUGUGAAGUAUCAACAAUGAACUCGAUGUUAAUGUUAUUUUUUUCUGGAAUAGUUGCCUGUUGUGCUUACUCUACUGGUGAUUUGGUAUCGAGGUUACUCCUUGUGUCUUUUGAUGGCUUCAGGGCUGAUUACUUGGAAACCUAUAAACUUCCUCAUCUUCAGGAGUUCAUUGAGGAUGGUGUGCUUGUGAAACAAGUUACGAAUUCUUUCAUCACCAAGACUUUCCCAAACCAUUAUACCAUAGUGACAGGUUUAUAUGAAGAAAGCCAUGGCAUCGUGGCUAAUGACAUGUAUGACGCAGAUACCAAGAAAAAGUUUUCGCAGUUCAACGAUUCGGAUCCCUUCUGGUGGAAUGAGGCAGUUCCGAUUUGGGUAACAAAUCAACAGCAAGGAAAUAGAGCAAGUGCUGCUGCAAUGUGGCCUGGUACCGAUGUAAGAAUUAACAAUACGACCCCUCAAUUCUUUAUGAAGUAUAACUUUUCAGUAACGUUUGAGGAGAGAGCGGAGAAGAUUGUUGCAUGGCUGAACAGCUCUAAUCCAGUAGUCAGUUUUGCUACAUUAUACUGGGAAGAACCAGAUGCAAGCGGGCACAAGUAUGGACCAAAUGACACUGAGAACAUGCGCAAAGUAUUAGAAGAAGUGGAUAAUCAUAUUGGUUUCCUUACUAAUAAACUGAAGGCUUUAGGUUUGUGGGACACUAUUAACAUCAUAAUAACAAGUGAUCAUGGAAUGGCUUCCUGUUCUCCAGAGAAGCUGAUUAUCCUGGAUCACUGCAUUGGGCGCAAUAACUAUACUCUGAUAGACAAGAGUCCAGUUGCUGCAGUGCUGCCAAAGCAGAACAAGACAGUUGUGUAUAACUUACUGAAAAAAUGCAGCAGUCACAUGAAAGUAUAUCUCAAAGAAGAAAUUCCAGACAGAUUUCAUUAUCGUCAUAAUAAGAGAAUUCAACCCAUAAUUCUGGUUGCAGACGAAGGCUGGACAAUUGUACAAAACGAGUCACUUUCAAAAUUAGGCGACCAUGGCUAUGACAACGCUCUCCCAAGCAUGCAUCCGUUCCUGGCUGCUCGCGGGCCUGCUUUUCAUCGGGGUUACAAGCAGAGCACAAUGAACAAUGUUGAUAUUUACCCAAUGAUGUGCCACAUCCUGGGACUGACACCGCAGCCGCACAAUGGCACUUUCAGUAACACCAAGUGCUUGCUUGCUGACCAGUGGUGCAUAAAUCUUCCAGAAGCUAUUGGGAUAGUUAUUGGGGCUUUUAUGAUACUGACUACUUUCACCUGCGUUAUAAUAAUCUCAAAGAAUAGAGUAGCUCCCCCACGGCCGUUUUCCCGACUUCAGUUACAAUAUGAUGACGACGAUCCUUUAAUAGGAUAG
Molecule: messenger RNA, 1392 nt
Organism: Pelecanus crispus (Dalmatian pelican)
Lineage: Eukaryota; Metazoa; Chordata; Aves; Pelecaniformes; Pelecanidae
Gene: ENPP4
Product: ectonucleotide pyrophosphatase/phosphodiesterase 4
Source: RefSeq, a predicted model, not a curated record